CACCCCAUAUCUGAUGCUGAGGGUACAAUGUGCGCUGAAAUGGUUCCAGUUUUUGACGGCGAUGAGGGGAUGGGUAUUCCCAAUGCGGAUUUUGUGAUCUAUUUGGGCCUUUCUACCAAAAAGCCGGGUACGAAGAUUUGCACCUACGACGUGAAGGGACGCCCAACAUCUGCCAUGAUCAAAUUGAAUCCGUUUGAGAUCAAAUAUACGCCGCACUAUGUUCGCGUUGUUGCACACGAGAUUGCGCACGGGCUUGGGUUCUCCAUGGACGUCGACAAAUUCAGGGAAAUGGUGGUCGGUAAAGAGAAUAGCAACUACACAGGGUAUGAAGAGCUCAGCAGUCCAGAAAUAAAUAAGAAAGUGAAGGAACACUAUGGUUGUCAUGAAGACAUUGGAAUGAAAUUGGAUAAUUCUCCACCGGAGAGCGAGAACGAUGCUGACACUCACUUUGAUGGAAGGGUUGCGAGGAACGACCUGAUGGCUCCACUUCACGGAAGCCAACACGGAGAGAUGUCGUACACUGCGUUGACCCUUGCCGCAUUUGAGUCUACAGGGCAUUACAAGGUGGAUUACUUCAAGGCUGAAGAUAUGGGUGGGAAGAAAAGCUGUGAAUACCUUAAAGGUGAGUAG
Trypanosoma theileri is the source of this 630-nucleotide messenger RNA. Its product is annotated as surface protease GP63. Gene Ontology annotation, cellular component: membrane; cytoplasm. The record is from RefSeq and is a predicted model, not a curated record. Gene Ontology annotation, molecular function: metalloendopeptidase activity. Gene Ontology annotation, biological process: cell adhesion; proteolysis. The annotation marks the transcript as partial. The transcript has a single exon. NCBI's taxonomy places the organism in Eukaryota, Euglenozoa, Kinetoplastea, Trypanosomatida, Trypanosomatidae.